Messenger RNA from Penicillium brevicompactum, 1320 nucleotides. It is a transcript of the gene nsdD, whose product is annotated as GATA-type sexual development transcription factor NsdD. NCBI's taxonomy places the organism in Eukaryota, Fungi, Ascomycota, Eurotiomycetes, Eurotiales, Aspergillaceae. Gene Ontology annotation, biological process: regulation of DNA-templated transcription. The record is from RefSeq and is a predicted model, not a curated record. Bases 1 to 1320 code for a protein of 439 amino acids. Gene Ontology annotation, molecular function: zinc ion binding; sequence-specific DNA binding. The transcript has 5 exons.
AUGGGGUCUUUGGAAGCCGCACCUAGGCACAGAGACCCUUUGCCUGCUAUAGGUUUCUUGAAGGACUCGCCUUUCGUUUCCAAGUGCUCCUCGAGCGCGACCGGAUCCCCCACCCCUCUCAUGAGCCCCAACGUCAUGUACGCCGGUCAGCCGUUAUCCUACGCCUACGCGCCCAACCCACAGCCAGGUUACAUCUCGCCGUCCGAAGCGCGUCGCGACAUUGAAGAUGAAAAGGACAAGCACACACCGAGACAAUCUCUCCCCUCCAUCCACGAAGCCCUCGGCAACGACUCUCUUCCCUACCCUGCGCCCACCUCAGCUCCUCCCCCACAAUCACACCCUGCGCCAUCACACAUCGCCGGUCGACCAAGCACCGAAGGGCCGUCCGGUCCGCCAAACCCCUUCAAUCCGGUGAUGCGGGAACCUGGCUACCAUCCGCACCCAUUGCAAGACUCGCACUCCAGCCUCACCUCCGUCAACACCCAAGACUCCCGCGCCUCCCUCCACUCCCUUAGCACUGGCAAGUCUCCAACACAGAGCGCCAAAACAGGAAUCACCUCCGUCGGGUCGCAACACUCCACCUACGAAUACAGCGCGCCAACUUCCGCCGGUAGCUCGAUCCCCGGUCAUGGCCAUUCAUACCAACCAGCACCCUAUGACAACCGCCCUUACAUGGGCGCGCGCGUGGAGGAACCCAAGAGCGGGUAUGUGGGCCGCCCAAUUCCUCCUCACAGCGACACCGUCAAGCGGCAUCUAGACGUCUAUGAUGUGGAGCAGUCUUUGAACGAGAUUGCCGAAAUGAGCACACGGACUCUAGAUUUUUCGCGACACUACGCUGCUCGUGCGCACCAAACCCAACGGUCUGGAACCAUAAUAGGGUCCCUCCCUUCGCUAAAUGAAGUGGAGGACAUGCUCCAUAUGCAACGGCGGAACCAAGAUGCCUUGGUUCGGAUACGCACAGCCGUCGUGAACCAGGAACAGGCGCUCGCCGAGCAAAUGGCCCAGCGGAAGGCGUUCAAAACCGAGGAUGACCACAUGGCAAUGUACCCCGAAGAUUACAAGGGCACGGGCGGUUUCGCAGGUGCUGAUCCAAAGAAAAGGCGUGGAAAGGCCGCCCCUCCUGGUCGUUGCCACAGUUGUAACCGAGCCGAAACGCCAGAAUGGCGUCGGGGUCCAGAUGGUGCCCGAACGCUGUGUAACGCCUGCGGUCUACACUACGCCAAGCUGACUCGGAAAAUGGGCGCGAACAAGGCCGCAGGUUUGGGUUCCAAUCUGAAGCCAAAGUCGGCCCUCGACUCCGCCUCUCCAACCAGUCAUUAA